Molecule: messenger RNA, 6392 nt
Organism: Hymenoscyphus albidus
Lineage: Eukaryota; Fungi; Ascomycota; Leotiomycetes; Helotiales; Helotiaceae
Source: the annotation of a GenBank genome assembly
GGCAUUUUUACGCUGCCAGAGCCAGAGCCAGAGCCAGAGCCAGAGCCAUACCUAGCCAGUGCCAGCCAACAUGAAUGACUUGCUUUCCCUACUCACCCUCCUCUCGCCCUCCAUCCCAUCCCAUCACACAAUCCCCUUCCCCCUUCAUCACCACCUCGCCGUCGCGAUUUCUACCAUCCCCACCGUGAUUCAUCAAAACUCCGUGAGGUAGGAUAUCGUACUUGAUACCAUUAACUACCUAAUCGCCAGGCCGACUCCGCGGCUGGACUGGACAAUCCAAGCUUGCGCGCGACACACAAAGGCCUUCCCUUAAUCCAUCAGCAGCCCAAACCUAGCUGAUCGACCAUCGACCAGCGCCAUCAAAGACGCGCCAUCGUCGAGAUAACCUCCUACGACACCAACUCUCCCAUCGCGAUACCGUAAUUCAUAUUUCGCGCCAUCACAGCACUCUGCUGCGUGUCUGGCUGCUAUGAGCAUUUCCUCUGGCGCCAUUGAGACUUGAAUGGAGAGAUAAUAUCUUUGACCCCGUCGCCUUGUGAGUCGAAAAGGCGCGGUAAUGGACUCGACGUUUCACGCAACUGUCAUGCAACGACCAAAAGAUGAGGAAGAGGACCUGGUCAAGCGGGAGAGGAUCAACGGAGAAGGCAGGCCUCGAGCCUACAUAGCUCAAUCGCCCACACAACCAGACUUCCGCCCAGCCUUCUCACCCACCAACGGUAAUCCGAGGCCUCAGUUCAACGAUCCCUAUCAUCCUCCAACACCAGCGGCUCUGCCGAUACCAACAGCUUCUCACAUUCCUGGUCCUUCUUCACCUUUGGCCGUGGCGACCCCAAUAGGAGGAUAUCACAACUACCCAUCAGCUUCCCGGGACAAGCCAGUCAGCAAUUAUUACGAUCCAACAUCGGAUUCUAGUGAGCGACGGCCAUCAGAGAGUGGAAGAGUUGAGGCACAGACACCCCAAGUAAGCUCCCAUACCUCUCGCCCAAUCCAUCACUAUCUCCUCGUCGGUACAAACUAACAAUAACAUGUAGGGCCGAGAAUCAUACAACUACCCACAAACCUCUACCGAUCCACCCAAAUACUAUAACAACGGGACGUACACAUCUCCAGUCGCCAACACAUUUUCUCCAAGAUCGCCCAUCUCCCACUCACACCCUUACACGCGUGCAAUAUCACAAUCCCCAAGACUCGCUCCGAUGUCCCCCAUUGCGCGACAUAAUGGCGCUACAAUGGGAGGCCCAGUGAUCAAACAAGAGGCACCCGCGCCUGUUACUGUUUGUGAUACCCAUUCUCAACGUAACAAUUAUAAAACUAACACGACGUGCCAGUCAACCCAGAGAUCAGCCAACCCGAUGGACUUUGCAAGUAUUCUCUCAGAACCAGCCCCAGCCAUCAGCGAAACCGUGCCAGAGCCUCCUACGAAGAAGAUCCGAAAGUCAACAUCCAAGCAAGCCUUGCCUCCUCCUGUACCAGAACCAAUGUCAAGGGAUAGCUCUAGACAAUCUUCCCUUGUUCCAGCGCCUGCGCCAACACCAACGGUAUCUAGAGUUCCUGCGAAACGAAAGGCCAACGGAGAAGCAAAGAAACCUUCUCCUAAACCCAAACAACUUUUGAAGGAGCAGGAAAAGGAGAUUUCACUCAUCAUGGCGCAGCUUGAUGCUGAAGCUAGUGAUACCGAUAUGUUGGAUGUUGAGGAUGAUCGCCGACUUUACCACGCAAGGGGAGUGAAGCGGAAGCUUCACGUUGAAAAGACUGAAGUUGCCAAAACUAAGCAGCGUCGGACGAUGUUCGCUGAUAAAAUGGCAGUACAGUUUGGUAGGCAUGCCGAUCUUGGUGAACGACGAUAUAGAGAGAUGCAUGCAGACGAAGCCAUAACAGCUGUUCAAGAGAAGGAGGUUCAGGCUGAGAAGGAACGUAAGAAAGAUAUGCAAAGAAAGCGUCGCCGAGAAAAGACUGUUGCCAAUAACAUUGAGCAAAAGGAGAUCGCAAUGGCCAAAGCACAAGAAGCAGAGGACGAAAAUGAAAGACAGAAAUAUCUCCGCGAAGCACAGAGAGCAGAGAAAAAGGCACAACAGACCAAGGUUAUUCUCGCCCGAGGCGACAAGGGUCCCGAGAUCAAAGCUGUCUCUCCCUUAGAACCCAAUCUAUCAGGCGGGAUGAUGUCUACCUUUACCGCUGUCGAUACCGAUCCACCAAAGGGAAAAUCCAAACGCGGCGGUGCUCGCCAACGAAAAUCCAAGGAGCAGAAGCAGGCUGAGAAGGACUCUGCAGAAGCAGCACAAGCGGCUAUAGAUGCAGGAGAGGAACCUCCCCCACCACUCCCAACGCGGGAUGAGCCUACCAAAAUCCGACUCAAGGUGAAAGAGUCAAAAGAGUCUCGUGAAGAACCUCCAGCCAAUUUUGAGCCCUUCGUAUCUAAAGGUUAUAACCAAAUAUACGACCAGAUCUGGCGAGAUCUUGCCCGUAAAGAUGUCAACAAAGUUUAUAAGCUCGGAAUAGAAUCAAAUGCCACACGAGCAUCCAAUCUAAAAAAGACAGCUAUACUUGCCUCAAAAGAGGCAAAGAGAUGGCAGCUACGAACGAACAAGGGCACGAAGGAUCUACAGGCCAGAGCCAAACGUGUGAUGCGAGAGAUGAUGUCUUUCUGGAAACGAAAUGAACGAGAGGAACGGGAUCUUCGACGUCAAGCUGAGAAGGCGGAGCUUGAAGGUGCAAAGAGAGCAGAUGCGGAACGAGAAGCCAACAGACAGAAGAGAAAGUUGAACUUCCUCAUUCAACAAACUGAGCUGUAUUCUCAUUUCAUUGGGAAAAAGAUCAAAACCGACGAGGUCGAAAGAUCAACUGACCAUCCUGAUACUGCUGCUGAUCCUGAUACCGUUCCAGGCAGCUCGGUCAAUGUUCCAGAAAACACUGUGGCUGGUGCCAAGGUUACCAAUUUUGAAGACCUAGACUUUGACGCAGAGGACGAUUCUGCUUUGCAGGCUGCUGCCACUGCAAAUGCUCAACAUGCUAUUCAAGAAGCCAAGAAAAAGGCCAGAGCUUUCAAUGGCCCGGAUAUGGACGAAGAAGGGGAGCUAAACUUUCAAAAUCCAGAGACUGGGGAUAUUGAUAUCGAGCAACCUAAGAUGCUUCAAGCUCAACUGAAAGAAUACCAACUCAAAGGUCUCAAUUGGAUGGUCAAUUUGUAUGAACAGGGUAUCAACGGUAUCUUAGCCGACGAAAUGGGUCUUGGAAAGACUGUGCAGUCAAUAUCCGUUAUGGCAUAUCUCGCUGAGAAGCAUGAUAUCUGGGGGCCUUUCCUGGUUGUUGCACCUGCAUCUACCCUUCACAAUUGGCAACAAGAAAUUACAAAAUUCGUGCCGACACUCAAGGUUCUUCCAUAUUGGGGUACUGCUGGAGACAGAAAGGUUCUAAGAAAAUUCUGGGAUCGCAAGCAUUAUACCUACACAAAGGAUGCGGACUUCCACGUUCUCGUCACCUCGUAUCAGCUGGUCGUCUCCGAUGUCAACUAUUUCCAGAAAAUGAAAUGGCAGUAUAUGAUUCUUGAUGAGGCACAAGCGAUCAAGAGCUCACAGAGUUCAAGAUGGAAGAGUUUACUUGGUUUCCACUGCCGUAACCGACUUUUACUUACCGGUACUCCAAUUCAGAACAACAUGCAAGAACUGUGGGCACUGCUACAUUUUAUCAUGCCAAGUUUGUUCGAUUCCCAUGACGAGUUUAGCGAAUGGUUUUCCAAAGACAUUGAAAGCCAUACUCAAAGUAACACCAAACUCAAUGAGGACCAACUGAAGAGAUUACAUAUGAUUUUAAAACCGUUCAUGCUCCGUCGUGUCAAGAAGCAUGUCCAGAAGGAGCUUGGCGACAAGAUAGAAAUCGAUUUAUUCUGCGACCUGACAUACCGUCAACGAGCUUACUAUUCAAAUCUUCGAAACCAGAUCAGCAUCAUGGAUUUGAUCGAAAAGGCGACUAUUGGGGAUGACAACGAUUCUGGAACUCUGAUGAACUUGGUUAUGCAAUUUCGAAAAGUGUGUAAUCAUCCGGAUUUGUUUGAGCGUGCCGAAACGACAUCUCCGUUCUCAUUUGGCCACUUCGCUGAGACUGCAUCGUUCAUGCGCGAGGGACCAAAUAUCAAUGUUGCAUACUCCACUAGAAAUUCCAUCGAGUAUGAGCUCCCCAGAUUGAUCUGGAGAGAAAGUGGCAGACUUGAUUUGCCUGGAAGAGACAACCAAAAACUUGGCAUCAAGGGCAAGUUUUUGACAGACCUACUGAACAUAUGGAAACCUGAAAACGUCCACCAAAACAUCUCUGAAAAUAAGGCCUUUUCCUGGUUGAGUUUUGUUGGAACUUCCAUGGCCGAGCUGGCAUCUGCUGCUCAGAACGACAUUUUCUCUAGAGCUGUCGAUUUGGCACAAAAGCCCAAGCGCCUUGGUGCACUCAGUAUCGUAUAUGACGAAGAGCACAAGACUUACACUCCACCUCAAAACAUGCUACAAAUUGUGGAUAGACAAGAUCGGAAACCUCUUGCCGAGGUCACCAACGAGGGUUAUCUUAAUAGCCUCCUCAAUAUUGCCCAAAGCGCCUGGGCCGAUUCUGGAAUGAGUCGGCUGGAGCAGUGUGGCCGGCCUCGAGCAACUGCACCUCCUAUUGAGGUUGUUUGCUCGAGCCGUGGAGCCAAUAUUGAGAGAGAAAACAUUCUGUUCAACGUCAGAAUGCGGAGAGCUCUUUAUGGACCUUCUCCGGUUGAAGAGAAGGCAUUGAUUACCUCGAAGAUUCCUCUCUCGUUCUACCCACCACAAAAGAUGCUCCCAGCACCAAGUUCUGAGAAACAACGCUUUACCAACAUUCAUGUGCCCUCAAUGCGGCGCUUUGUCACAGAUUCCGGGAAGCUUGCUAAACUUGAUGAACUUCUCUUCGAGCUCAAGGAAGGUGGUCAUCGAGUGCUACUCUACUUCCAAAUGACACGCAUGAUAGAUCUCAUGGAAGAGUAUCUGACUUAUCGUAAUUACAAAUUUCUUCGUCUUGAUGGGUCAACCAAGCUCGAAGACCGAAGAGAUACUGUGCACGAUUUCCAGACGAGGCCAGAGAUCUUUAUUUUCCUGCUCAGUACUCGAGCCGGCGGUCUAGGAAUCAAUCUGACAAGUGCUGACACCGUCAUCUUUUACGACUCUGAUUGGAACCCUACUAUUGAUUCUCAAGCCAUGGACAGAGCUCAUCGUCUUGGCCAAACAAGACAGGUGACUGUUUAUCGUAUGAUCACCCGGGGCACCAUCGAAGAACGGAUUCGAAAGAGAGCUCUUCAAAAGGAGGAGGUUCAAAAGGUCGUGAUGACUGGUGGAAGUGGAGGUGGUGUCGACUUCAAUACGAGAAGCAAAGAGAACCGCACCAAGGACAUCGCAAUGUGGCUCGUUGAUGAUGACGAGGCUGCUGAGAUCGAGCGCAAGGAAGCCGAGCUAGCCAGCCAACAAGAGAAAGAGCCAGUUGUGACCAAGAAAGGAAAAGGCAAGAAACGAAAAGCUGACCCGGGAGGAGGGAGCUUGGAAGACUUGUAUCAUGAAGGUUUGUUCUUUGACACUGAUGUCAAUUACUAGGAUCAUGCUAACCAAUAUAUAGGCGAAGGACACUUUGAUGAUGGUAGUAAUAGACCUUCUGGGGCCGCCACUCCUGUUGACGACGCUGCUGUCGGAGGCAAGGGCAAGAAAGCCAAGAAGGUCGGAAAGAAAGCUAAGACAGCUAAACAACGACUUGCCAUGGCAGAUGGAGACGUGGAUAUGGGAUGAUUGAUUGAUCCGGGUGGGGUUUUUUUCAUGUGUGUACAUUUUAAAGACUUGACUUGGGGUGGGGGUUUGGCAUGGGAUGAAUGAAAAGCAAAUGGAUUCUUUCUUUUUUUUGAUUGCGUGGGGGUACUUUAGGGGACAGGGGAAAGAUAGACGAUGACACAUCUAGGGAGCACCCCGACUUUGGAAGUCCUUUGUAUUAUACUUUUUUUCUUUUUUCUUUUUUUGGUUGGGAGGUUGCGACCCUUUUUUUUGGCUUGCUUUUUUUCUUUCUUUUUACUUUUGCAUUUGCGACAACCAACGCAGAGAAGAAAAAGAUUUGCCUGGGAUUGCGAUGGGGAUUGUGUUUAUUAUAGAUUGAGGAUGAUUGAUUGAUUGGGUGGGGGAUUUGCCUAUGUAAUAGCCUGCCACCUUUGGCGUUUUGUCCUCUCUUUUUCGUUUUCUUAUUUAUCUAGUUUACUUACCGGGCUUCCUUUUUUUUUUUCGCUGUCUAGGUAGAGUAGGGUGGGGUAGGUUUGAUGGGGUGAGAUGAGGUGUGUGGGUGAAGUGGGUGAAGUGGAAGAGAGGAGAAGAGAUGAGAUGAGAAUAUAGGGUUGUUUUGUAUACCUAUUUUUUGUU